This is a messenger RNA of Striga hermonthica, 1266 nucleotides long. Lineage: Eukaryota; Viridiplantae; Streptophyta; Magnoliopsida; Lamiales; Orobanchaceae. The record is from the annotation of a GenBank genome assembly.
AUGGUGCUGAUGAAGAGGAUAUUUCUUUCUGCUUUGCAUUUCCGCAUUAAUACAAGAUAUCAGGUCAGUUCUAUUGGUGCUGAGAUGUUGGAGUUUCUAUCUGAUUACGGUAAACCAUCUGCACCCUGUCCUGCUGCAAUCCAAAGAAAGUACAUAUGGAUGGAAUCGCUUGAAAUACCAAAAGCAUUGAUAUCCGCAGAGCAACUACGGGAACUAAAGUCGCAUUUACGCCCAUCCUUCAUUCCUAUUGACCAAGAAAAUAGAUUGAUAAAGAUUUGUGAUGAGGAUACAGGAAUCAUAAUGUGGCGUCUUUCAAAUGGAAUUCCUGUGAAUUACAGAAUAUCUAAAAGUGAAGCCAAUAGUGGUGUUAUGCGCCUCAUAGUUGGUGGUGGGCGAGCAGCAGAAACUGCUGAAGCCAUGGGGGCUGUUAUUGUGGGUGUUAGAACCCUGAGUGAAGGAGGUUGUGUGGGGAAUUUUACGCGCGAGCAGGUGGAAUUGUUUUGUGUGAAUCAUUUGAUAAAUUGCUCUUUGGAGUCAACCGAGGAAUUUAUUAGCAUGGAAAUUCGUUUUACAUUAAGAGAUGAUGGAAUGCGUGCGGCUUUCCAGUUACUGCAUAUGGUACUAGAGCAAAGUGUCUGGUUGGAUGAUGCUUUUGAUAGAGCAAAGCAGUUUUACCUGUCUUAUUACCGUUCCAUUCCGAAAAGCAUAGAGCGGGCUACUGCCCACAAACUCAUAGUUGAUAUGCUAAAUGAAGAUGAACGGUUUGUGGAGCCCACACCUCAUUCACUGCAACAGCUAACACUUGAACAAGUGAAAGAUGCAGUGAUGAGUCAAUUUGUUUGUGACAACAUGGAGGUGAGUAUUGUUGGCGACUUUUCAGAAGAGGAUGUUGAGUCUUGCAUUUUGGAGUAUCUAGGCACAGCUAGACGAACGCUGCUUAUGCGUCAUGAAGCUGAGAUUAAAUCAAACACGUAUUGGCUAGGAUUGAUGGCCCACUUGCAAGCUACAUCUGUUCCAAGCAAGGAUAUCUCUUGUAUCAAAGAUCUGAUUUCACUAUACGAAGCUGCCACAGUUGAGGAUGUAUAUACCGCGUAUGAGCAGUUGCAGAUUGACGAAAAUUCAUUGUACUCUUGCAUUGGAAUUGUUGGGGCCCAUGUCGGGGAAUCUGUCGAAGCUUCCCUGAUAGAGGAGGAAUCAGUUGAGGGCCUCCACAAUGUUAUUCCCAUUGGUCGGGGCUCAUCUACUGUGACACGCCCAACUAUGUGA